AUGAACAGAUAUGUAUUGUGGGAAGGACAGGAAACUGCUGUUCCAGACUCGAUCGAAAGGCAGGAGCUGUUACAAGUGAGGAUGAAUGAGGGAAAUAUUCUUCUUGGCAAUCGAGCAACCAGAUCAUUCAGCUCUCUACCGUACGUCGACAUAUCCAGGCCUCAGAUUGAAGCUCUUGAACUUUUCCGGCUUGUGGUCGACGUUUCAGUUCGGGAGUACUCUCGGCUAAACCGUCGCAAGCCCGAUGUGCCUGAAAAAACUCUUUCAAAAAAAAGUAUUAUAAAAUCAGCAUUCCAAAAAAGUUCCGCAAUCUCAAUCAUUGGAUUGAGAUUGCGGAAGUUUUUUGGCUAG
Molecule: messenger RNA, 351 nt
Organism: Haemonchus placei
Lineage: Eukaryota; Metazoa; Nematoda; Chromadorea; Rhabditida; Trichostrongylidae
Source: the annotation of a GenBank genome assembly